UAAUAUAUUUAUAUUUAACAUGGAAUUAUAAUUAUUGGAAGGAACGUAAUAUUCCAUUUGUAAAGCCAUCAUUGAUUUUUGGUAAUAUUAAAGAUCAAAUAUUGAUGCGAAAAUCAUUUAGUGAUGUAUUUCAUGAAAUUUACACAAAUUUUAAUGAUUGCAAAUAUGUUGGAUUUUAUUUAUGGCGAAAGCCAGCACUUGUGAUUCGUGAUCCAGAAUUAAUCAAAAUGGUUUGGUCAAAACAAUUCUCAAAUUUUUAUAAUAAUGCAUGGUACUUAAGUGAAAAAGUUGAUCCAUAUUUCUCAAAAUCACCAUUUUUUGAAAAUGAUCAAAAGUGGAAAGAAUUACGUCAUCAAUUAACUCCAACAUUAAGUCCUGGAAGGAUUAAGUCAUUGUUUCCUGUUUUUCUCCAAGGAAUCGAUGAAUUACAUAACUUUAUUAAAAAAAAUGCUAUUAAUGAUAAAAAUGAAAUUGAUUUAAGAGAUUUAUGUAGUAAAUAUACUACAGAAGUUUCCACGCAAGCUUUUUUUGGUGUAAAAGCUCAUGCAUUUGAUAAUGAAAAUUCUGAUUUUUUGAAUGUUGGCAAAUUAAUAUUUCGUAAUUCUGUUCGUUCAUCUUUAGAAUCUAUAUGCAUGAUGUGUGAUAAAUUAUUUGCGCAUUAUUUUCGAGUUAAAAUAGUAAAUGAAAAAGCAUUCGAUUUUUUCAAAAAAUUGGCAGUGGAAAUAAUGGAAUAUCGUAAAACGAAUAAUAACUGCCAAUACAAUGAUUAUUUUGAGCAUUUAUUAGGUUUACGAGAAACCUACAAGGAAUAUGAGGAUGUGAAUAAUAUUGCCCGGCAAUUAAUUACCGUAUUUUUCGAUAGUGCCGAUACUACAGCGAGUGGUAUUACAAUUGCAAUGUUCGAAAUUAUAAGACAUCCAGAAGUCUAUAAGAAAUUACGAAAUGAAAUUGAUACAAUUUUAUUAAAAUAUAAUGGGCAGCUGACAGUGGAAGCGAUACAAGAUAUGAAUUAUUUAGAUAUGUGUAUAUCAGAGGCGUUUCGUUUAAAUGUUCCAUUAUACUUUUCGUUACGAGAUUGUACAGUUCCAACUGAAUUUCCAAUGCCCAAAGAAGCACAAAGUGAUGGUAGCUUACUUGUAGAACCAGGUACUACAAUAAUUGUACCAAUGCAUGAAAUACAUCGUGAUUUGAAAUAUUUCAACGAUCCUGAUGUGUAUGAUCCUGAAAGGUUUUCUGAUGAACGUAAAAGUACCAUUCAAAAGGGUACAUAUUUUCCGUUUGGUGAUGGACCACGAAUGUGUUUAGGUAAAAAUUUUGCAAUUGCUGCAAUAAAACAUUUUAUUAUUGCGUUGGUUCAAAACUAUGAUAUUAAAUUCAAACCAAAUUCAAAUUAUACAUUAACACCAAAUGUUGGUAUAAUGUUAAAUGUUGUACUUUUUAAACAAAAAUUUAUGAUAAAUUUUGCAAAACGUUAG
Molecule: messenger RNA, 1475 nt
Organism: Chrysoperla carnea
Lineage: Eukaryota; Metazoa; Arthropoda; Insecta; Neuroptera; Chrysopidae
Product: cytochrome P450 9e2-like
Exons: 8
Coding region: 105-1475 (456 amino acids)
Molecular function (GO): iron ion binding; monooxygenase activity; heme binding
Source: RefSeq, a predicted model, not a curated record